Molecule: messenger RNA, 2211 nt
Organism: Lachancea lanzarotensis
Lineage: Eukaryota; Fungi; Ascomycota; Saccharomycetes; Saccharomycetales; Saccharomycetaceae
Product: LALA0S11e01398g1_1
Exons: 1
Coding region: 1-2211 (736 amino acids)
Cellular component (GO): cytoplasm
Source: RefSeq, a predicted model, not a curated record
AUGGAAGACAAACGUAUCGAGCUCAACGCGGAUUUGCCGUCGAUAAACAGCACGACGAGCAUUUCGGAUAAUUUGGCGCUCCGCAAUUAUUACGACAAACUCCUUUUCAAAAAUAGCAGUGGCAAGUCAUUGACGGAUCUGCCACGCCAGGCAAUGCCCCGAGCUCCGGCAGAACACCCAGAAACGCGGAAUGUGGAUUUCAUCAGCGGGCUGAGCUUUGGCGCGAGAAGUGGCGGUGGUGGCUUGGUUCAGCAGCAGCCACCGUUACAACAACAACAACAACAGCAGCAGCGGCAAGUACCACUACAACAACAGCAAAUACCGCCACAACAUCAACAACACUUACAACAGGAGCAAAAACAAAGUCCGCACUCUGUUUUCCGUGCGGUGCAAAUGACGCCGUCCAAUUCUGAACCUUGGAGUAUGGUGCCUGGGUUCCAAUUCGGCGAAGAACGCGCCAAUUUGCAGGCUAUUACAUCUCAAUUCAAUAAGCCAGUACCCUUCGUUUCGACUCAUCUGACCCCUCAGGUGCCGCCCCCAAUGGCUCCUGGGGCUCCGAUAACCGCUUCAGUCGGGGCUGCCAACUCUCGCAACAACAGCGUCGGUUCUUCUGGCUCUUCUGGUUCCACAAUGCUUGCUUCUCCUACAAGUUACUACGCAGCAUUAACGCAACAACCCACGAAUCGCAUGGGAGCUUUGUCUCCAAGUAGCGCGGGAACCAUACCAUUCCAAGCGUUCGACCAACAAACUCAAGUUCUACCUCUCAUGCAUCAAACUGCCCAUCAGUUUUUGCAGCCGCAUCAACAGUUUAACGCGGAUCGCAGAUCUUCUUACAUUGCGGAUACCCUUAUCCACAGCCCCAUGAACUCUGAUCCCAAUACUAUGCUACCGUCACAAUUGGACCGCCUAUACACAUCUGCAAAUGUGACAAACAAUCGCUACCUUCAGGCACCUGGGAAAAGACAAUCAGUGCCAAAGAUAAAUUAUAGAUCUGGAGAGCCUUUCAAUACCGUAGCUGCCACUGUGGGUCAGCAAAAUGGCUCACACCAUCUAGACAACGGGCUGGAACUAGUUAAGGGUCAAGUGGUGGCUUCCUCAGAACUCAAAGCCUUGUACCGCGAUUGCGGGAAAAAUUAUUUUUCGAGCAACGAGGCUUGCGAGUUUCUUGACAACAUUGAUGAUUGCUUGUCUGGUUCGAACACUUCUGACUUGGCAUCCAACAUCACCAAGUUUCUAACUUUUUUGAAAAGCUCCAACUUGAACUACAAUCCUCAAUCGGAUGCAUUCGUUUCGAGUAAUGAAACUAGGAGAAACAGCAGCACGAGUGCUUAUCUGCACUACAAACCGUUGGUUUUGGUUGCUUUGAAGAAUGGUAAGCUUGAGCUGCUCUCCAUUUCGCACGCAACUAAUUUAGCCAUGGAGCGGGAGGACCUGGUUGUGAUAGAUGGGGAUCGCGGCAAAGACCUGGCUGUAGUGAUCAACCCUCAUGUGGAACUGGAUCUCGCGCUAUUCAUAAAUUUUCUGAAAAAGAAAAUCCAUUUCGACUCGUUGAUCACCAACAGAGAUCAGCACUUCCCCAACCGAGACUUUGUCAGGGCCCUUGUUGAUACCAUUCAGGGUCACACUGAUGAGUUGAACUCUAAGCUGUACGAUGUUAUCGAGCUUACGCAAUUGAUAAUUCCUUCGAAGCAAGUUUUACGCUUUGCCACAUCUUGGGAAGUCACAACCAAUCUGCACAAUAAAUUCCAGGACGAACUAAAAGCGCUGCAUAUUGCUCAAUUGAAGUUGAACUCUUUAAACAGCGGAUUAUCACACCAUCAACAUCAGCAGCCACGCUCUAACUUGAACAUUAAGAUAUUAAACGCUGAGUUUCAAUUUGACCGAAAGAAACUGACUUUCUAUUAUGUGUGCCAAGAAAGAAAUGAUUUUAGGGAGCUAAUCAAGGAGCUUUUCAAAUUCUACAAGACCAGAAUUUGGCUGUGCGCCAUACCAAACAAUUUGGACAUUGAGUCCAAGUACUAUGAUAAACAAUUGAAAGAAAUCAAAAUGUAUCAGGCCAUGAUGCAGCACUUUACCGGAGAGGACACAUUGGAUAAUGGCCCGGGAUCUGGGUUUAUUGUUGCGCCGGCGCUGAACUCGAUUUCGCUGGAUAAUUUUCAAAUUGGGGUUUACAAGGAACUUGUCAAUGAUUUAUUCGCUAUUCGCCCAUAG